CUAUAACUAAAGGUUUAUAGUAUAUUAAUUUAAUUUACUUUUGUUAUUAUUAUUUUAUUUUUUAAUAUCUCCUAUAUAUUCUCUUCUUACCUCCUUUACCACAUCUUUUGACUAUCUUCACUUUCUUAAGUUCCAUUCAGUCAUUCGCCCCCUCCUUCUCUUCUCUUCUUCCUCUCACUUUCUCUCUCUCUCUCACACAGUCGCACACUAGACCAUCUUUCUCUCUCUUCAAUCAGAUGGAAGCAAAAGAGCUGAAACCUUAGCAAGAAAAAAAAACACACUUGAAAAAAAAAACAGGGGAAAGAGAAAAAAACAGAAAAUUAUGAAGACGAAAGCUGAUUGUAGUAGUGAUCUUUUCAUCAAUCACAAACCUUUGAAAGUUCAUUCUAGCUUCUGUCACUGUUAUUGUUAUCUUCAUCAAUUGUUCGUAUUUUCCAUAGCCCUUUUCUUCUUCCUAUGUUCUUGUUGUUGUUCACAAGCUUCAGCAGCAGGUUCUUCUUCUUCUUCUUCUUCUUCUUCUUCCAUUGAUGGUUUGAUAAAGGAUUCACAGCAGCUUCUAUCUUUCAAGGCUUCUCUCCCUGGUCCCACACAGCUUCAGCUUCAGAACUGGUUGCCUGGCAGCAGCCCCUGUAAUUUCACCGGUGUUUCAUGCAAGAACAACAGAGUUUCCUCCAUAGAUCUCACCAGUAUUCCUCUCAGUGUAGACUUCAGCUUAAUCUCUUCUUCCUUGGUAGCCCUUCAGAGUUUGGAGUUUUUAGUCCUCAAGAGAACUAACCUCAGUGGUUCACUGUUUUCAAUGUCAAGAUCUCAAUGUGGUGGAUUUCUUGGCUCUGUAGAUCUUGCUGAAAACAGCAUUUCCGGCCCUGUUUCUGAUAUCCUCAGCUUUGGUGUUUGCUCUGGCAUUCUGUCCCUUAAUCUCUCCAAGAACUCCAUGGACCCGUCUGUGAAGGAAGGUGCUAAUACUAAAGUUUCAAACUUUCCACUCCAAGUUCUUGAUCUUUCUUACAACAAUCUCUCCGGUCAACAUGGGAUUCCAUGGUUGUUGUCCAAUCAGUUUCCUGAGCUUCAACACUUGUCUUUGAAGGGUAAUAAGUUGGCUGGUGAUAUUCCUGUUCUGGAUUUCUCUAACUUGUCAUAUUUGGAUCUUUCCAUGAACAAUUUCUCCUCUGGGUUUCCUUCAUUCAAGGACUGUUCUAGCUUGCAGCACCUGGAUUUGUCCUCGAACAAGUUUUCUGGUGAUGUGGGCAGUUCUCUUUCUUCAUGUGGGAAGCUUAGUUUUCUCAAUCUCACCAUUAACAAGUUCUCUGGCACAGUUCCUAAGUUUCCUGGUGGGAUUCAGUUCCUGUACUUGCAGGGGAGUGGAUUUGAAGGGGCUCUCCCAUCUUCUCUCUCUGAUUUGUGUUCAAGCUUGGUGGAGUUGGACUUGUCAUUCAAUCAUUUGUCAGGUGAUUUGCCUAAGAGCUUCAGUUCAUGCUCUGUUUUGGAGCUUCUUGAUCUUUCCAACAACAAUUUCUCCGGUGAGUUACCUGUUGAUACACUUCUGAGCAUGAGUAACUUGAAGCAUAUGCACUUUUCUUUCAAUAAUUUUGUUGGUUCUUUGCCUGAAUCAUUGACCAAUUUGGUGAGUUUGGAGACUUUGGAUGUGAGUUCCAAUAAUUUGUCCGGGAUUAUUCCUCCUGGGAUUUGUCAAGACCCUAGGAACAGCUUGAAAGUGUUGUACCUUCAGAAUAAUCUGUUCACUGGUCCAAUACCUGAGGGACUGAGUAAUUGUUCCAAAUUGGUUUCCCUUGAUCUCAGUUUCAAUGACUUGACUGGAGUAAUCCCCUCCGGGUUAGGAUCAUUAAGCCAGCUUAAGGAUUUGAUUGCUUGGUUGAAUAAACUCCAUGGUGAAAUCCCACAAGAGUUGACACGGUUGAAGAAUCUGGAGAAUUUGAUUCUUGACUUUAAUGAUUUGAAUGGGACAAUCCCUGCAAGUUUGAGCAAUUGUACGAGCUUGAAUUGGAUUUCACUGUCGAAUAAUCAGCUGACUGGUGAGAUUCCGGCUUCAUUUGGUCAGUUGGAAAAUCUGGCCAUUCUGAAACUUGGAAACAAUUCAUUAUCUGGCAGCAUUCCAGCAGAAUUAGGGGAUUGUCGUAGCUUGCUUUGGUUGGAUCUCAACUCCAAUUUCUUGAAUGGAACCAUUCCUCCUGGUCUUACCAAACAAGCUGGCAAAAUCGCCGCUGGGCUGCUCACCGGGAAGGAGUAUGGUUACAUCAAGAAUGAUGGAACGAAGCAGUGUCAUGGAGCUGGGAAUUUGCUCGAGUUUGGAGGGAUCCGCCCGGAGCAGUUGGACAGAAUUUCCACCAGGUAUCCCUGCAAUUUCUCAAGAUUGUACAGAGGGAUUACAGAACAAACGUUCAACAAUAAUGGCUCCAUGAUUUUUCUUGAUAUAUCUCAUAAUAAUUUAGAGGGCAGUAUUCCGGUGGAGCUUGGGACCUUAUUUUACCUACAAAUUCUGAAUUUGGGGUAUAAUUAUCUAUCAGGGCCUAUUCCUUCAGAGCUUGCUGGCUUGAAGAAUUUAGCCAUUCUUGAUCUGUCUUAUAAUAAACUUAGCGGGUCAAUUCCUCCAAAACUAAGCAGCCUUACAUUCCUUGGAGAGAUGGAUGUGUCGAAUAAUAAUCUGUCUGGGAGCAUUCCAGAGUCAGCUCCAUUUGAUACAUUUCCUGAAAGCAUGUUUGCCAACAACAGUGGCCUUUGUGGGUGGCCUCUACCAAAGUGUGGGACUUCGGAUGCUAAUGCAAAUCAACAUCAGAAGUCUCACCGCAGAGCAGCAUCGCUUGCAGGAAGUGUUGCAAUGGGGCUGUUAUUCUCUCUGUUCUGCAUAUUUGGCUUGAUUAUUGUGGCCGUAGAAAUGAAGAAGAGGAGAAAGAAGAAGGAGGCAGCCCUUGAAGCUUAUAUGGAUGGUCAUUCUAAUUCAGCGACCGCAAAUAGCAACUGGAAGUUAAGUGCUCGUGAAGCAUUGAGCAUUAACCUUGCUGCAUUUGAGAAGCCUCUGAGGAAGCUCACUUUUGCUGAUCUUCUUGAAGCCACAAAUGGUUUUCACAAUGACUGCCUUAUUGGUUCUGGCGGCUUUGGUGAUGUCUACAGAGCCCAGUUGAAGGAUGGUAGUGUUGUAGCCAUCAAAAAACUGAUACAUGUUAGUGGGCAGGGCGACAGAGAGUUCACUGCUGAAAUGGAAACCAUUGGGAAAAUCAAACAUCGGAAUCUUGUGCCGCUCUUGGGAUACUGCAAGGUAGGCGAAGAGCGGUUGUUAGUUUAUGAGUACAUGAAGUAUGGUAGUCUAGAAGAUGUUCUCCAUGAUAGGAAGAAAAAUGGAGUCAAGCUUGAUUGGGCUGCAAGGAGGAAAAUAGCAAUAGGAGCUGCAAGGGGGCUGGCUUUCCUCCACCACAAUUGCAUUCCCCACAUCAUUCACAGGGAUAUGAAAUCUAGCAAUGUGUUGCUGGAUGAAAAUUUGGAGGCCAGAGUUUCUGAUUUCGGGAUGGCUAGGCUUAUGAGUGCAAUGGAAACUCAUCUGAGUGUGAGCACUCUAGCAGGCACUCCUGGAUAUGUACCUCCUGAGUACUACCAGAGCUUUAGAUGCUCGACGAAAGGAGAUGUUUACAGCUAUGGUGUGGUUUUGCUGGAACUUCUGACAGGAAGGCAGCCGACAGAUUCAGCAGAUUUUGGCGAUAAUAAUCUUGUGGGAUGGGUAAAGCAGCGCGCGAAGCUGAGAGUAAGUGAUGUGUUCGAUCCAGACUUGAUGAAGGAAGAUCCAAACUUGGAGAUUGAACUUCUAGAACACUUGAAGAUCGCAUGCAUUUGCUUAGACGAUCGGCCUUGGAAGCGGCCUACCAUGAUUCAAGUGAUGGCGAUGUUCAAAGAAAUCCAAGCAGGGUCUGGACUUGAUUCAGCUUCCACAAUCGCUGCUGAUGAUGGCGGUUUUAAUGUAGUUGAAGGGGUAGAAAUGAGCAUAAAAGAAGGCAAUGAGUUGAACCACCAUUUGUGAAAAGUUCCACUAUUGUCUCAAUUCUGCAGAGAAAUUUUUUUUAGCCAAGAAACAGAAGGAGGAGCCUCCCCAAAUUUUCCCUCUUCUAUGCUACUCCAAUGGGUAUCAGUUAGCCUGCAUAUCUUUUCUUCUUCCACUCCCCAUUAUUGUAUCUACCUCUCUUUAGUCCUGCAGGAUCUCUUCAUCCAUACGUAAAAAGUUGCUUUAACUUGUAACAAUGUUGUACAUAUAUAGUUUGAACUAUCGCUUUGCGAUUUUCCUCUGCUUCCUCUGUUUUCUUUACGAUUGCUGUAGUUGAACUGAACCAAACAUCAUCAACAACGAUAGUAUCUCAUCCAUUUGAACCAAAUAUCAACAAUGCGAUCAUAAAUUCGAA
This is a messenger RNA of Oldenlandia corymbosa var. corymbosa, 4400 nucleotides long. The record is from the annotation of a GenBank genome assembly. NCBI's taxonomy places the organism in Eukaryota, Viridiplantae, Streptophyta, Magnoliopsida, Gentianales, Rubiaceae.